UGGCAGUACGGGAACACCGAGGAUUCCAGCGACAGAGAAGAAGAAGGAGGAGGAGGAAGGAAGACCUCCAUGUUUGUAGUCCAUUCCUGCUGUUUUGACAGUGGUGCUAGCGAUUAGCACGCGAAUCUCUGUGGUCGUGAUUUGGAAGAUUGGUUAAAUGUGAUUGAGCUGUUAAAUUAAAUUAUAACCAGAGAACUUUAAUCUGAGGAAGAUGCAGGAUGACGCGCGCUACCUCAAACGCAAAGUGACUGCGGGCAGUCUGGAUGUCCAUCCCACAGAGAAGGCCCUUGUGGUCCACUAUGAGGUGGAAGCAACUAUCCUGGGGGAAGGUGGAGGUCAUAUGCUGGGCGAACGCAAGGAGGGACAAAAGAUUAUCCGUGUGAAAAGUCUUUCUCCGAGUACAGAUGUAGGAGCUUUGGCUAAGAAAGUGAUGGAAGAGUGUAAACUCAUCCCAGCUUCCCGUCUGCCCCAGGUGGAGCAGCUCCUCUACUACUUGCAGAACAGAAAAUCAUCACCAGUGGAGGGCAAACUGGAGAAGAAAGAGAAAAGAACUGUGAAACCCAGAGAGCUGACGCCGUUUGAAGGGAUGGAGAUAAACGAGGAAGCCUGUAUAACCAGAGUGGAUGAGUACAUUGAACUGCUCUAUGAAGGCAUCCCGGAGAAGAUCAGAGGCUCUGCUCUUAUUCUGCAGCUCGCCCGCAACCCUGAUAACCUGGAGGAGCUGCUGCACAAUGAGGCAGUUCUUGGUGCUCUGGCCAGAGUAUUGAGGGAGGACUGGAAACAGAGUGUAGAUCUGGCUACCAUCAUCAUUUACAUCUUCUUCUGCUUCUCCAGUUUCUCCCAGUUUCAUGGAGUGGUGAGUCAUUAUAAAAUAGGAGCGUUGUGUAUGAGCGUGGUGGAACAUGAGCUGAAGAGACAUGACGUGUGGCGCGAGGAGCUACGCAAGAAGAACAAGGCUUGUGAGUCAGCACCCGAGAACAGCUCACUCAGAAGGGACCAGGACAAAGCCAUGAGAAAAUACCAAGGCCUUCUGGCCAAACAGGAGCAGCUGCUCAGAGUGUCUCUUUACCUCCUGUUGAACCUCGCUGAGGACACCAGAACCGAGCUGAAGAUGAGGAAUAAAAACAUUGUUGGUCUGCUGGUCAAAGUUCUUGAACGGGAUGAUGAGGAGCUGCUGGUCCUGGUGGUGUCAUUCCUCAAAAAACUUUCCAUCUUCCUGGAGAACAAGAAUGACAUGGCUGAGGUGGACACUGUAGAACGAUUGGCUCAUCUGGUUCCCUGUGACCAUGACGACCUGUUAAACCUGACUCUGCGUCUGCUGCUCAACCUCUCCUUUGACUCUGGACUCAGAGCCAAGAUGGUGGAAGUCGGACUGUUGCCUAAACUGACUGCCUUGUUGGGUGACGAGAACAACCGUCAGGUCGCCAUGCGUAUCCUGUAUCACAUCAGCAUCGACGACCGAUUCAAGGGCAUGUUUGUUUACACUGACUGCAUACCUCAGCUAAUGCGAAUGCUGUAUGAGCACAGCGAGGAGGAAAUCGAAGGCGAGAUCAUCUCCAUCUGUAUCAACCUUGCUGCAAACAAGAGGAAUGCACAGCUCAUGUGUGAAGGAAAUGGGCUGAAGAUGCUCAUGAAGAGAGCUCUGAAGAUGAAAGACUGCCUUCUGAUGAAGAUGAUCAGAAACAUCUCACAGCAUGACGGACUAACCAAACCACUCUUCAUAGACUAUGUUGGCGAUCUGGCAGCAGAGAUCCGUGCAGAGGAGGAGGAGGUGUGGGUUCUGGAGUGUCUGGGGACGCUGGCAAAUCUCACCAUCCCUGACCUGGACUGGGAGUUGGUGCUGAAGGAGUACAACCUCGUACCCUACCUCAAAGACAGACUUAAACCAGGCUCAGCAGAGGAUGACCUCAUCCUGGAGGUGGUGAUAAUGAUUGGAACGGUUUCCAUGGAUGACGCCUGUGCUGCCAUGUUGGCCAAAUCUGGCAUUAUUCCUGCUCUUAUCGAGCUGCUGAAUGCCCAGCAGGAGGACGAUGAGUUUGUGUGUCAGAUUGUCUACGUCUUUUAUCAGAUGGUUUUUCACCAGGCCACACGAGACGUCAUCAUCAAAGACACCCAGGCUCCAGCCUACCUGAUAGAUCUGAUGCAUGACAAGAAUGCAGAGAUCAGAAAAGUGUGUGACAACACCCUCGACAUUAUCGCUGAGUACGAUGAGGAGUGGGGGAGGAAGAUUCAGUCAGAAAAGUUCCGUUUCCAUAACAACCAGUGGUUGGAGAUGGUCGAGAGUCGCCAAGCUGAUGAGUCUGAACCAUAUCUCUACGAUAAUGAUGACAGGACUGACCUAUUCUACAGUGCAGAUGGAAUAACUCCAGCAGACGGCUCAGUCAGCCCUGAUUUCUUCAGUGACAUGCAGCCUCAAAAUGGAGACGUGCACCAUACAGGAGAUGGCAAUGACGUGUUCGACCAGACGAGCUCGUCACCUGGACGACCGGCUACUGCGUAUGGCUUCAGACCUGACGAACAACCCUUUUAUCAGUACUCAUAGACACACGAGCGCCUGGUUUGUGAAACACUUCAGGGCGUCUUAGCUCCAUUCACAUCCCGCAUGUUAUAUCUUUAGAUAGAAUCACUGCUAGAAUCCCUCAUGACUGAAGGCGAACGAUCAUAAAGGCUGAAAUACUGAUGAGGUCUGACACAUUUUAAACUAGUCACUUUUCAUUAAGCUUUCCAUACAUUCACCAUUAUGUCAAACACAUAAGUAGUUAAGUCUUCCUUGCACUCUUGCUACAGUCUUCUUAUGUUGAUUAAUUUCUGCAUGUUUUACAGUGUAAUCAUGAACAUCUGCCUCUUUACUCAAACAUCUUCUGUUUUUCUGUUGCUGAACAGUUUGACUCAUCAGUUUAUUAACAUGCACUAGAUGUACAUAGCUUUGUUUGUCUGUGCCACUGUAAAAUGGGAACAUUGAUGUUGGUGGUGCUUCUAACUUAGGGUGCUUUCACAGUGGCAGAUUAGUCCGAUAGCUUGAUGAAGAUUCAUUGAUGCGUGGACACAGAGUAACAGAGGAGGUUAGUGAUAAAGGGGUGCUUGUUUUUUUCUCCUUUGCAGCCCUCACAGGUGGUCUCACACUCUCUUCAACCAUGAUCAUGUUCUCCAUUUUCCCCAUGCAUGUCAAACGAGGCACCUGCCUUGCUUUAAACAACUGCACUUUGACGAGGAUCACAAACACUAAGGGGAAACGUCAGAUUCCAGUUCAGAUUCAAAAGAGCAGAGCUGGUGUGAACGUGGCCCGAGAAAUGUUCACUCUUACGUUGAAGCUUAAAAUGCUGCAGUCUUGUGGCUCAGGUCAUUGUUGCGGCCACCACACAGUGCACUCUACAUGUUACUGAUGUCAAACCAUAGCAGUAUUACAUUCAGCAACAAGAAAUGUCGACACUCUGUCACAGCGGAAGAAGUGUGCCCUCGCUUUUUAAAUGGAUACACAGUAUUUCAAUACAUAAGAAAAUGAAUGUUACUGACCUGACACCACACACCCCUGAUACUGUGGCUGUCCCCGCUGAGUUGACCUGAAUGCAGCGUUUACUAAAACAGGACAUCUGUUAACCAUGGCAGCUUUGACUGCAGGAAGUGACUGCCAGCACAGCUAGCAGCUCGCAGAGGGACAGAUGGUCUGACACAGACCUGGAGUCUCUGUUUUAAUGCUCCACUCCACUUCAGAUUAUUCUUCAUUUGUUUUGGAGGAGAUCUGGGAAACCAAACGAUCUGAACUUUGUUAAAUAGGAAAGGAGGAACCACAGUUUUUCUGUUAUUGCUGAAGUUUUAUCAGUAAUCCUGUGGCUCAGAUCUCUUAAGGCUGUUUACAUACUGAGAAAGCACCACAUUGAAAGCAUCUAAAUUCCUCAUACAACAUACUGUUCAGCAUGUGCAGUGUUGAAUGCGUUACAUACACUGACCCUCAGUACACAUUUGAACUUGAACUAAUUGGGAGAGCACUUUUAUUUGUGUGUGCAUGUUGGAGGAGAGGGCAGUGGACCUUCACUGUGCACGUAUCAGACACUACAGCACUGCUCAUGAAGCUUUCGGGGGCUUCCUGUUUGAACAGCGGUGAGAUCAGGAGACCCGAGUCACAGGAUGAGUGACAUUAUGUUGUUAAUGUCUGCCUUCAGCUGCAAAAGGCUUUGUUUUCACUGCGUCCUUGUUCGCUGUGGAGGGUCAUUGCAAGAACAUUAGUGCACAAACCGACAACAAAUUGUCAAAUUUCAAAAUACACCCAGGACUGUGACUAGAUUCUCAUCACUUUAAAUAGCAGGGCUAACUUGGAUGAUGUUCCCUUGAGCAUGGCACUUCCUGCUGAACAAGCUCCAUGUGUGAAUGUAUAAAUGUGAAUGAGAGCAGCAUCAUUUCUCCUGUCAAAACAAAAAUGUAUUGUGCCAUUGACUGAACUACACGAGAGGAGGCUCACACAGGACACUGACAGUUAGCUGCAUACUGUAUUACUCAUAGGCAUAUUUGCACUAGUUAUAUUUUGAUGCAUGGUUAUGUUUUGUUUUUAUCAUAAGUUAUUGUUACUCUCUGUAUAUGAUUGUGUUUUUAUAAUUGAUUUGAUUGUUACUUGACAUGUAACAUGACACUGUAAACAGAAGCAAGUUCUGGACUAUAGAUACGCUCCAUCUCUCGCUGUCUUUCAUCCUCAGGUUCUUUAAUAAAAAUAAAAAAACUGUCACAUUUCA
Messenger RNA from Larimichthys crocea (large yellow croaker), 4724 nucleotides. RefSeq names its product kinesin-associated protein 3. Gene Ontology annotation, biological process: cilium organization; microtubule-based movement. Lineage: Eukaryota; Metazoa; Chordata; Actinopteri; Sciaenidae. Bases 212 to 2542 code for a protein of 776 amino acids. Gene Ontology annotation, cellular component: axoneme; kinesin II complex; ciliary transition zone. The record is from RefSeq and is a predicted model, not a curated record. The transcript has 20 exons. Gene Ontology annotation, molecular function: kinesin binding.